Cynara cardunculus var. scolymus (artichoke) is the source of this 2161-nucleotide messenger RNA. RefSeq names its product NADPH-dependent diflavin oxidoreductase 1. Gene Ontology annotation, cellular component: cytosol. NCBI's taxonomy places the organism in Eukaryota, Viridiplantae, Streptophyta, Magnoliopsida, Asterales, Asteraceae. The record is from RefSeq and is a predicted model, not a curated record. Bases 358 to 2028 code for a protein of 556 amino acids. Gene Ontology annotation, molecular function: flavin adenine dinucleotide binding; NADPH-hemoprotein reductase activity; FMN binding. The transcript has 12 exons.
GCCAAAAACAGGGACCAAGGGUUUGAUCGUCGGCCAGGUUUCAGUUGGAGGUCGAUUCGAUUUUGCAGGUGGAGGUCAAUCUCGAUUUUGCAGGUGAAGAUCGAUUUCAAUGGUCGCUCGAUUUUCAAAGUUGAGUCUAAGUUAGAAAGUUCCCCAUCCAAACACUAAAAACUGCUUAUUAGCAAUGGAGAAAGCUCGACCGCUAUUGAUUUUAUAUGCUACUGAAACCGGCAACGCUUUAGACGCAGCAGAACGAUUAGGUCGCGAAGCUGAAAGAAGGGGUUGCCCUGUUCGUUUAUUUUCUCUCGACGAAUUUCACCCUUCUCCACGACUGGACAAGGGGAUACCCCGAACUCCAUGAAGGCGUUUUGGACGUUUCUUUUGCAAAGAAGUUUAAGCCGACAAUGGCUCGAUAAAACACACUACGCGGUGUUUGGAUUGGGGGAUUCAGGUUACCAGAAAUACAAUUUUGUAGCAAAGAAGCUUGACAAACGACUUGCAGAUCUUGGGGGUAAAACAAUCAUAGAAAGAGGUCUGGGAGACGAUCAACAUCCUUCAGGGUAUGAAGGGGCCUUAGAUCCAUGGAUGUUCUCUUUAUGGACUAUGCUGUAUAAUGAAAAUCCACAACUCUUCCCAAAAGGUUUGGAUGUUUUUGUGUCUGAUCUGAAGAUGCUCGAUCAACCCAAAGUAGAAAUAACAUAUCUUGACUCUGAUGGAGGGUAUUCACGAUCUUCAGCGCAAAUCGAUUUGAAGUCACUUGAGAAGGAAAUAGUCAGGUCUCGGUCAAUGUUAUCUGGGAAAAAGUCCAAUGAUAAGAGUAAACCUGACUGCUUUAUGAAAAUGGUGAAAAGUCUUCCCUUAAGCAGAGAAGGUUGCGGCAAAGAUGUUCGCCAUUUUGAAUUUGAGGCGCUUUCAUCUACUAUUCAGUACGAAGUUGGCGAUGUUCUUGAGAUUCUACCUGGACAAAGCCCUGAAGCCAUAGAUGCGUUCAUGAAGCGUUGUAAUUUGAACCCUGAGUCAUAUAUUACUGUUAAGCCUAGAAAUAAAGAGGAUUGUUUUGAGGAUGGUGUAAGUGCCUCAAAAGGUCCCAUAAAGUUAAAAAGGUUCGUUGAGUUGACUAUGGAUGUUGCAUCAGCGUCGCCCAGACGUUACUUCUUUGAGGUGAUGAGUUUUUUGGCUAGUGCUGAACAUGAGAAGGAGAGGCUCGAGUAUUUUGCCUCACCCGAAGGACGAGAUGAUCUCUAUCAAUACAACCAGAAGGAACGAAGGACUGUUUUAGAGGUACUCGAGGAUUUCCCAUCUGUGCAUAUGCCAUUUGAGUGGUUGGUGCAGCUGGCUCCUCCUUUGAAAACAAGGGCAUUUUCGAUUUCUUCUUCUCCUUUGGUUCACCCUAAUCAAGUACACCUCACUGUUAGCAUAGUUUCAUGGAUAACUCCUUUCAAGAGAAAACGGACCGGUCUGUGCUCCAACUGGCUAGCUACACUCGAUCCUCACCAAAGAGUCUGCAUACCAGCAUGGUUUCACAAAGGCUCUCUUCCUUCACCCCAACCCUCACUCCCACUCAUCCUCAUUGGACCCGGUACUGGUUGUGCACCUUUUCGUGGAUUUGUGGAGGAACGAGCCUUCAAAGAUCAUAUAUCCCCAACUGCUCCAAUUCUUUUCUUCUUCGGCUGUCGAAACGAGCAUAACGACUUCUUAUACAAAGAUUUCUGGCUUUCUCACUCACAAAACGGCGGGGUUCUUUCGCAAGAAAAAGGAGGCGGCUUUUAUGUCGCUUUUUCACGAGACCAACCACAAAAGGUGUAUGUCCAACACAAGAUGCAUGAACAGAGCGGAAAGAUUUGGGAUUUAUUGAGUAAAGGGUGUGCGGUUUAUGUUGCGGGUUCUUCGAAUAACAUGCCGGCGGAUGUGUUAGCGGCUUUCGAGGAGAUCGUGGCUCAAGAAAGCGGUGUGUCGAGGAACGCCGCCAUAAGGUGGCUGAAGAUGUUGGAGAAAGGUGGCAAGUACCAUGUUGAAGCCUGGGCUUGAGUUUAGCUAAUUAUUUUUUACAUAUUUUUUUCUUAUAGCUGUCUACUUGUAUGCAACUAUCUUACUUUAAGAUAUGACAUGAUAUACCGGGUUUGUUUGAUUCGUACUGAUUUAUCUGCUUGGUUCAAUCGGA